AUGUCUAACCCACAACAACCCUCCGCCAACAUAUCGUACGACCCGCUACCGCUGACGACCGAUGCCGACCAGUACCAGAACGCCCUUUAUAAUGCCCCCGGUUCACCAGGACCGGCCUCGCCUAGUUUCCAGAACAUGCGCGAACUGGGAUCAACCUCGAGCCUACCGCCCGGUGCCAGUGCAGCGCAACCACGCUUCAUGGGCACUUACGAUGGCCACGCGGGCCCACGAGAGUCAUACGCAUCGUCUCAAUAUCCAUCUGGGGGUUCUGACUUCAAUGGCUCCGUCGUAGCCCUCAACGACACUUCUAUGGGGGGUCGAACUUUGACCGGGUCACCAUAUCGUGACGAGCCCGACAGUUUCAACGAACAGGGUCACGCGAUGUCACCUAUGGGACAGAGCAGUAGCCCUCGUUAUCUUGGAGAGAAGCAAAACCUCUACGCCGCACCGCGCGCCAAAUCCAGCAGGAAGGUCCUCAUACUAGCGGUUCUCGCUUCUCUCAUUCUCUUGAUUCUCGCCGUCGUCAUCCCAGUAUACUUCGCUGUGAUCAAGCCUAGAAUGCGAAAUAGCGACAACGAUAGCAGCAAUGAUUCUGAUUCAUCAAACUCGGACAAUAAUAACAGCCACAGUCCUCAGGCCACGGGCAAGCCUCAAGUUAAGAUUGUCACUGGAAGAGACGGAAGCGAGAUAACUACAGAAGACGGAUCUAAGUUCACAUACGAGAACAAGCUCGGAGGUUAUUGGUAUUGGGACGAGGACGAUGUGUUCAACAAUGGCGCCAAGGCUCAAUCGUGGACCCCCGCUUUGAACGAGACAUUCAGAUAUGGCAUUGACAAGAUCAGAGGUGUCAAUCUCGGUGGAUGGCUAGUCACGGAACCUCCAUACGCUGAUACGGCGACACCUGCUGUUGACGAAUGGACACUCACCGAGAAUCUGCGAAGGGACAACAAGAUGGACGUUCUGGAAAAUCAUUACAAGACAUUCAUUACAGAAAAGGAUUUCGCUGACAUCGCUGGAGCUGGGCUAAACUACCUUCGCGUCCCCAUUCCCUUCUGGGCUGUGGAGACGAAGCCUGGGGAACCCUUCUUGCAAGGCACAGCUUGGACUUACUUCCUCAAGGCUAUUCAAUGGGCUCGCAAGUACGGUCUUCGUAUCAACCUCGAUCUCCACGCUGUUCCUGGGUCACAAAAUGGUUGGAACCACUCUGGUCGCCUCGGGCAGACGAACUUCCUCAACGGUCCUAUGGGCAUUGCGAACGCUGAGCGUACACUUGAUGUCAUUCGGGUGAUGACUCAGUUCAUCAGCCAGCCUCAGUACAAGGAUGUUGUCACGAUGUUCGGUAUACUGAACGAACCCCAAGGCACGCAAGUUGGACAGGAGCAGCUCUCGCGAUUCUACAUGGAAGCUUACAACGUGAUCCGUGAGGUCACUGGUGUUGGCGAAGGAAAGGGACCUUACAUCUCUUACCACGAUGGCUUCUUCCCUCGUAGCACGUGGCCUGGCGUUUUCGGACAGGCUGAUCGCAUUGCUCUCGACUCGCAUCCCUACCUUUGCUUUGGUGGACAAUCCGACAAUCCCAUGUCUUCCUAUGCCAACGUACCUUGUCAACAGUGGGGUGCAAGCAUGAAUUCUUCCCUGGCUCAGUUCGGUGUCACGACUGCCGGUGAAUUCAGUAAUGCUGUCACGGAUUGUGGUCUGUACCUUAACGGCGUUAAUCUUGGGACACGUUACGAAGGAAACUAUCCCGGAGCUCCCAAUCGUGUUGGUAGCUGUACAGAGUGGACCGACUGGACGAAGUACACCCCAAAAAUGAGGGCAGACAUUAAACAGUUCGCUCUGGCUAGCAUGGACGCUCUCCAGAAUUACUUCUUCUGGACAUGGAAGAUUGGUAACUCGAGUGUUUCUGGAAAGGUCGAAACGCCAGCUUGGUCGUACUCUCUUGGUCUCCAAGAGGGAUGGAUGCCUAAGAACACUCGCGAGGCCGAUGGAACGUGUGGCAACACUGAUCCCUUCCAACCUCCUCUUGCGGCCUGGCAGACUGGUGGUGCAGGUGCAGGUAACAUCCCCGCCGCAACCGCUUCUGGUCUUUCUUGGCCUCCCCCAACUAUCUCCAACGCUGGUGCAGCAUCUCUGCUUCCCAGCUAUACCAGAACUGGCCCGAUUCCUACUCUUCAUGGCCCAACUUUCACCGGCUCAUCAAUGACUGCCACACCUAGUGUCGGCAACGGAUGGGCCAACCCGAGUGAUUCUGCUGGUUAUUAUACGGAGGUCGCUGGAUGUAGUUACUUGGAUCCAUGGGUAGGGCCCACUGCCGCACCGCCGUCACCCCUCUGCCCUGGCGCCCCAGCCGCUCGUCGUGCUGCCCCAACGCCUGCACCAUGA
Pleurotus ostreatus (oyster mushroom) is the source of this 2382-nucleotide messenger RNA. RefSeq lists its product as uncharacterized. The record is from RefSeq and is a predicted model, not a curated record. Gene Ontology annotation, molecular function: beta-glucosidase activity. Gene Ontology annotation, biological process: glucan catabolic process. Lineage: Eukaryota; Fungi; Basidiomycota; Agaricomycetes; Agaricales; Pleurotaceae. Gene Ontology annotation, cellular component: cell surface; extracellular region. The transcript is spliced from 7 exons. Bases 1 to 2382 code for a protein of 793 amino acids.